AUGUCGAAAGUGAAGCAUUUACUGCGGAAACUGCAUAUCGGCGAUCAUCAACCCCAAGGUAGACCGCCCACACUCGAUCCGUCCCCUCAAACGACGCCGAACCAAUCGUCGCUGGCAUCUUCACCUUCAUCUGACGCGAACCCGAUUUUGUCCCAACCCCCUUCUGUUUUGCUGGAAAAUGAGAAUUCUGUAUCUAAUUCUAAUAGUAAUUUUAAUUUCUUCGAGGAGGAGUUUCAAGUUCAAUUGGCACUUGCUAUUAGUGUGUCGGAUCCAGGUCAAAAUCAGGACUCGGAAACCGCCCAGAUCAACGUCGCUAAGCAAAUUAGUCUUGGGUGCUCGCCCUCUCAAUCCCUUGCCGAAUUUCUCUCGCUUCGUUACUGGAGCUAUAAUGCUAUAAAUUAUGACGAGAAAGUAAUUGACGGGUUCUAUGAUGUUUGUGGAAUUGAUUCACAUUUGUCAUCCCAAGCAAAAAUGCCGUCGCUGGUAGAUCUUCAACUAAUUUCUGUUUUGGAUCAUGUUGGUUCCGAUGUUGUUUUAGUGAACCGCACACUUGACACACAACUGCGGGAUCUUGAGGAAAAAGUUCACUGUAUGUUCUUGGAGUGCCUUGCUUUGGAAAGGGGUACAAGUUUUUUAGUUCAAAAAAUUACUGACCUUAUCGUUGAAAAAAUGGGAGGUCCUGUUAAUGAUGCAGAAGAAAUGUUAAAAAAGUGGAGAGCAAGGAGUUAUGACUUGCAAAUCUCUCUUAAUACAAUCAUCCUUCCCCUUGGGGGUCUUGAUGUUGGGCAUUCACGUCAGAGAGCUUUGCUCUUUAAGGUACUUGCUGAUAGGAUCAACCUCCCAUGUAAGCUAGUCAAAGGAAGUUAUUACACUGGCACUGAUGAAGGAGCAGUGAAUUUGAUCAAAAUGGACAAUGGAAGUGAGUACAUUGUUGAUCUUAUGGGUGCUCCAGGCACUCUAAUCCCUGCUGAGGCGCUCAGUGGUCAUCACCAAAAUUUUAGUUUAGAUACGAGGAGUAUUACACAUGUUGUAGGGACCACGAAAAGUUCGUGUACACCAUUUGAAGAAGGAGCUCUAAGCGGUUCACUUAGGCCUAUUAACGACGAAACUUUCAAAAUCAAACGUUCAAGUUCAGAAUCAUCUGCCAUUUUCCCCGAGUCAAACAGAGAUUGCAGGGAUAUCAAACUAUCAUUAUGCGGAGUUUGUGAACAGUCAGUAGGUUCUGGAAAGAAAGCAUCAGCAAGACAGAAAUUGCAAGUUAAAGAUGUUAAAAAAUGUGUAAUCGAUGCUACAAAAGAACCAGAGUUUGCUGGAAAACUUGAUGCUGUUUUGUCAGAGAAUCGCGUAACAUCGACCCCAGAUGUGCUUUUGAAUAUGAAUUGCCACAAUCUUGGAGAGGACAAAGUGUUCAUAAAAAAUGAAUUUGUGAGAGGUGAAAAGAUGAUUAAUUCCUGGCAUCAUCCAGAGACGUUCUCUGAAAAAGAGAACUCUCUUGUACCUUGUUCUGGAGUGCAGGUAUUUAGCAAGGUUUUACAUAACAGCAGCAAAAACCAUACUGCUGAAGUGUUGACCGGACAACAGCUCAAACUGGAUUUUGCCGUCUCUAAUCCUGGAUAUAAUUCAUCUUUUAAUACUCCAGCCAAAGAAUGUAUGCUUUUUAAAGGUAGAACUGAUGAAGUGAUCCAUGAUGAUGAUGAUAUCACCGUGGGUGCUGGCUGUGCGAAUUUAUCUGACAAGGUAGACAAGUCUUCUGUGGAAGUGACAGAAAUAGCCUGCAGUAACCAGUCUAGUGAUAGCAAGAAUCAGAACGUGAAAAAUGACCCUGUGCUGAGUGGUGUUGCUGAAAUUUUGUGGGAGGAUCUACAGAUUGGUGAACGCAUCGGCAUAGGUUCAUAUGGUGAAGUUUAUCGGGCAGAAUGGAAUGGCACAGAGGUUGCUGUAAAGAAAUUCAUGAAUCAAGAUAUCUCCGGCGUUGCACUUGCACAAUUCAGAUGCGAGGUUGAGAUCAUGUUGAGGUUGAGACAUCCAAAUGUUGUUCUUUUCAUGGGAGCUGUAACUCGGCCUCCAAAUUUGUCCAUAUUGACGGAGUUUCUGCCAAGGGGUAGUUUAUUUAAACUGCUGCACCGUCAAAAUAUCCAAAUUGAUGAAAAGAGGCGAAUAAAAAUGGCGCUUGAUGUGGCCAGAGGAAUGAAUUACCUGCAUACUAGUCACCCUAUCAUUGUGCAUCGAGAUUUGAAGACUCCCAAUCUCCUUGUUGACAAAAACUGGGUGGUUAAGGUUUGUGAUUUUGGGAUGUCACGUAUGCAGCACAGCACAUUCCUGUCUUCCAAAUCAACUGCUGGAACGGCGGAGUGGAUGGCACCAGAGGUUCUAAGGAAUGAACCAUCCAAUGAGAAAUCUGAUGUAUAUAGUUUUGGAGUAAUAUUGUGGGAAUUGGCAACUCUUCGUGUACCAUGGACGGAGAUGAACUCCAUGCAGGUUGUUGGAGCUGUUGGAUUCCAGGGUAGGCACCUUGAGAUUCUGCCCUCUAUUGAUCCAAUGGUUGCAGAGAUAAUUAGUGACUGUUGGAAACGAAAUUCACAGGCACGCCCUUCUUUUAAGCAGAUUAUCAGCCGUUUGAGGUGUUUGCAGCGUCUAAAUUUGCAGACAGAGACUCCUGCAUUGCAGCACACCGAAAGGCUAGAGAUUUUGGAUGAAGAAAAACUCAUUUUAAGCUUUAGGGUUGUUGGAGGAGAGCACAGAUUAAACAAUUAUCGAUCUGUUACAUCUGUUAAUGAAUUUAUUGAUGAAGAAAACAAGAUUUACACCAUUGUUUUGGAGUCUUAUAUAGUUGAUAUACCGGAGGGGAAUACAGAAGAAGAUACCAAAUUGUUUACUGAUACAGUUGUAAAGCUGAAUCUUCAAAAGCUUGGAGUGGUGGCUAUGGCGGCUUUACAUGGAGAAAAAUAA
Molecule: messenger RNA, 2949 nt
Organism: Fraxinus pennsylvanica
Lineage: Eukaryota; Viridiplantae; Streptophyta; Magnoliopsida; Lamiales; Oleaceae
Source: the annotation of a GenBank genome assembly